AUGACGGAGACAGGAAAUCUCCGAAAUGAGGAUUUCCGAAAAUUACUGAAUGCACCCAAGAAGCCGAUCGCUGAAACAGCUGCUUCUGGUGAGAGUUCUCAUUCUUUCACCCACCGACAUCAAGCGAAGCCUGAUAAGAAGAAAGGAGGAGGCGGUCACAAACACAAAAAGGAGAAAAGCGAAUACAACGAGGAUGAGGCUAACCUGAAGGAAAUCCUCAAGAACUAUCGGGACCGAGCACUCGAGCGUCGUUUGAAAGGCAACGAUGACAAUGAUGAAAUCGUCAAGUUAGCAGCAGCAUACCGGGCUUUACCAGGAGAUGCACGUGCGAUCACGGACAAAGCUAAUCUGAGAAGACAAGCCAUUGAGGAAUCCAAAUAUCUCGGAGGAGAUAUGGAACACACUCACUUGGUAAAAGGUCUUGAUUAUUCGCUGCUCAACAAGGUUCGAAGUGAAAUAAAUAAGUCACAAGCGGAAGUGGAAGCUGUUGAUGAGUUGGAUCUUGCUUAUGACCAAAAAGGUGUGGACGUAGUGGAAAAGAUGUCGGACAACAAAAUGGUCCGAGCUAUGCAUAGAAUUCUGUUCAAGAAUGAGCUACCCUUGCGGAAUGAAUUAUUCGGCAAAGGGAGGAUGGCUUAUGUGGUUGAUAUGGAAGAUGACGAGAGUGAAAUACCCACCACAUUACUUAGAUCUUUAUACGAUUGUCCGAAGGCAGAGUCGAAUGCAAAUAUCAACGCUAACAAUAUGUUGAUUUCAAAGCUUACUCAGGUUCUCUCUUAUCUCCGUUCCGAUCACAAGAAGAAGAAGAAGAUAGACAUGACUGAAGAAGAAGCUAAAAAGUAUCAAUCUCAAAGUAUAUAUGACAACGAAACUGAAUAUGCACCUAAGAGAGAUAAGGACCGGGACCGGAAGGAUAAAGAUAGGGAUCAAAGAAGAGACAGAAAUUACUUUGAUUCGAGAGACGAUCGAUACAAGCGAGAUGAUCGGGAUAGAAGAGACAGAGAACGUGAUAGGCGCGGCGGACGUGAUUUUGAACGUCGAGAUCGUGACCGUGACAGAGAACGAGAUCGCGAACGGGACCGCGACAGAGACCGUGAACGAGAUCGGGAGCGGAAAGAACGAGAAGAGCGCGACAAGGAGAAGCGCUUAGAAGAGAAAAUGGAGAAGAGAAGAAAGGAAGCUGAAGGAGGAGGGUAUGACGAGUGCUAUCCCGGAGGGAUGGCUGAGAUGGGUGGAGGUUGGGAUUCUGACGAAGAAGACCUAACAAUGAUGGACAUGGGAUCAAAGAAGUCCACUAUCAAGCGGUGGGAGUUCGAUAAUGACGAUGAUUACGAGAAGUUUCAGGGAUCUCGAGAAGCAAUGCCAAAGGCUGCAUAUCAAUAUGGCGUAAAGACAGGCGAUGGCAGAAAGACGAGAAAGAGUGUAGAUGUCAACAAAAAGAUUGAUAAGGAAUUGAAUCAAAUCACGAAGUUGAUUGAGAAACGUAAAAGUGGGCUGGAGGAAGACAGAGACUACAAGCGUCCUAAAUACUGA
Messenger RNA from Necator americanus (New World hookworm), 1533 nucleotides. RefSeq lists its product as uncharacterized. Bases 1 to 1533 code for a protein of 510 amino acids. Gene Ontology annotation, biological process: mRNA splicing, via spliceosome. The record is from RefSeq and is a predicted model, not a curated record. NCBI's taxonomy places the organism in Eukaryota, Metazoa, Nematoda, Chromadorea, Rhabditida, Ancylostomatidae. Gene Ontology annotation, cellular component: nucleus. The transcript is spliced from 13 exons.